AACCCGAGCAGUCUGCUGGUGUACGCGCACUUCGAGGAGGCGCAGACCAACUUCCUGGCGCUGGACGCCACGAUCGACUUCGACGACAUCGUGGGCGCCAUCCAGACGGAGCAGACCCCCAAGGGCACGUGGAUCGAAGGCGCCGUGGUGCGCGACGCUGAUGGCGCGGGUCACAGCAGUCUCUUCCAGAUCAACCCUGGCGCGCGAUGGUACUACGAGUGGGAGAGCGCCGCCACCAAGGCGCAGCGCUUCACCAAGCACGCGCUGCGGGUCUACGUCUUCCAGCGCGUCCAGUCACAGCUGCGAGUCGUGGGACUCGUCUCGUCGUCCGAGUUCAUGGUCGUGUCCUACCGCCGAGCUCCCAGCGAGGUGCGAGCGGAGCGGGAGGCCCUGGAGGCUCUACGCGCGGCGGUAAGCGUCCAGCACAGCGUCACUGCGGAUCUCGACCCACACAGCAGCAACAUGGACAGCUCUGUGGCUAUCGAUCGCAUGCUACCAGCUCCCCGAGUGCAGCAGGUAUUAGCAGGCCGAGAGGAGGCGCUGUGGCAGGAUCGGAAGCUGUGGGAGUGCCGCCACCCGGGCAUCAUGACGUCCUCGAAGCAGCUCGCCAUUCUGUACUACUUCCUGCGCUAUCUGAAUGCGUCCUCCUUCCAACCGUUCUUGAAGCAGCUGAGCUUACUUUUCAGAGACCAAAUCGCAGGGUAUCUGGCAAAGUGUGGAGAGGGCAGGACGAUGCCACGAUCAGAGCCGCCACUUUCGUGGGCCUUUCUCGAGCCACUCGCUCGCGUUAACAGCGACCGAAGUAACAGCGACCGAGGCAGACUAGACGACGCAGCAGGAAGUGAAGAUGAAGGUGUUCCUCGACCCCUUCAACGCAUUGUGGAUAUCUGCGGUAACCUGGCAGGCUGGUUGGCGCUCGACAGUGCAAACCUGGAGCUGUACCAGCGAUUCCUUCGGUCGUACAGUGCAGCACUGCUGGACAAAAGUCGACUGCGAGCUGGGUACGUGGAAGCUGUCAAGUUGAUGUGCAAGCUGGUGGACCGCUUCAUAGGCUGGAGCGAAGACCUGUCAGCUUCUUCUUCGUCGUCGUCGAUGUCGCUGGCGCUCCUGUGCGAGGAGAUCACGUCGGUCGUGUUUAAGUACGACCACCUGAAGCCGCUGCGAUCUACCGUGAUGAGCGUUCUGUCCUCUAACACGAUGUUCGGCAUGCACGAGUUUGUGGCGCAGCUUCGAGCGCAGUUCCUCCUGCAGCAGUCCAUGCUAGCACCCGCUCGCAACAGCUUGGCAUGGAGGGAUGCGAGGUGCCUGCUGACGUUCAUGCGCGAGCUCGCGCGUAUCAGCAUCAGACCGGUGAAUGGGCAGUCGCUGGAGAUUUUAUCCGACUGGAACGUUUGUGGCUCUAAUGCUGGUAACCCGACGAGCGCGCCGAGCGGCAUGACGCUGCUGCUGGACAGUCGACAGCGAGUCUUCAGUCAUUUCCCGAGUGGUCUGUCCAGUUCCGUUCCUCUCGGUGCGCACAGCUACGGGGACUACCGGGGGGAACUCAUGUCACCAACCAGCUUUGUCGUAGAAAUGAGCUCGUGGCCACUCGACGGCACUACCACUCGCUCAGCUCUGCGGUGGAAGCUGCAGGUGGAUGUGGCAGCAGGCAAACAUGAUCGAGACAUCGCUGGCAGUUCGCGGUGUCUUGUCAUUAAGGCCUUCGUCGAGGAGGGACUCGGGAAGAUGGACAGCAGCAGCCAAGCACCGGACUUUGAAGCAAUGCCGUUCAGCUCUAAGCACGAUGCAGUGGAGGCGUGGUAUCCAACAUACGAAAUGAUCGGCAUGUAUGACGGCAUCGCAUAG
Messenger RNA from Phytophthora sojae, 1845 nucleotides. RefSeq lists its product as hypothetical. The transcript is spliced from 4 exons. NCBI's taxonomy places the organism in Eukaryota, Oomycota, Peronosporomycetes, Peronosporales, Peronosporaceae. The record is from RefSeq and is a predicted model, not a curated record. The annotation marks the transcript as partial.